CGACGGUAACACGAUGCCUCCAUCAACGUGUCAAAUCUGUCAAAAGGCGCGCGCUCAAAUCCUCCGACCGAAGAAUCACGCCCGAAUAUGCGCGCCAUGCUUCAUACAGAUAUUUGAAGAUGAGGUCGCAGAGACGGUGGAAUCGUCAAAAUUGUUUCAGCCGGGCGAGAAGGUGGCCAUAGGUGCAUCUGGAGGAAAAGAUAGCACAGUGCUGGCCUCAGUGCUCAAAACAUUAAAUGAUCGACAGAAUUGGGGCCUGGACUUGAUUCUGCUUUCCGUAGAUGAGGGCAUUCAAGGCUACCGGGAUCACAGUCUCGAGGCUGUCAAGAGACACGCCGAGCAGUAUCAGCUUCCGCUGAAAAUUGUGAGCUAUGCUGAGCUGUAUGGAUGGUCGAUGGACCAGGUCGUAGCGCAGGUGGGUAAGAAGGGCAACUGCACAUAUUGCGGCGUUUUCAGACGGCAGGCGCUGGAUCGCGGCGCGGCCAUGUUGAAUGUUGGUCAUGUCGUGACCGGCCAUAAUGCAGACGACGUAGCAGAGACUGUGCUUAUGAAUUUGCUAAGAGGAGAUUUACCGCGAUUGAGCAGAGCUACGAGCAUCAUUACAAGCACACCCUCCGCGAAAGCUCCGCAGACCGAGAACGGCGAGGUCAACUUCACGAAUGUUAAGAGGAGCAAGCCUUUGAUGUAUGCCUACGAGAAGGAAAUUGUGCUUUAUGCACACCAUAAGAAGCUUGAUUACUUUAGCACCGAGUGCAUAUACAGUCCGGAAGCCUUUCGAGGGUCGGCGAGAACUCUGAUCAAGAAUUUGGAGCGGAUACGACCAGAAAGCAUUUUGGAUGUGGUGCGAUCUGGCAUUGAUAUGGCGAAGCUGGUUCCGGACGCGAAUGUAAGCUGCAAAGGUUCUUGUGGCACUGAGGACGCCGCGGCAGCCAAAGGUGCGGAAGAUGAGACAGCUGGCGGCUGCGGAACUGCCAAUGGCAAGUCGAGCGGUGGUGAGAUGGCAGAGAUGGAGGAAAAGCUGUGCCAAGAUGAGCAAGCUGCUGCCAACGGAACCGAAAUAGAGGUGAAGAUGCCGAUCAAGCCCGCCUCAGGAGGGAAAGAGCUUGAGGAAUCGGUCGACCCGAGCAAGAAUACCAUACCUAUCAGAACCAGGCAGGAGAAGAAAGGAGCUCCUGGACAGAAUCGCGGCGCAGGACCUAUCAAACAGAAACUCGGACAAUGCGAGAGAUGCGGGUACCUGUCUUCACAAGCAGUCUGCAAGGCUUGUGUGCUACUCGAAGGCUUGAACAAAGCGCGGCCUCGUACUGAGAUAACAGUGGCGGACUCUGCAGAAUGA
Messenger RNA from Pseudocercospora fijiensis CIRAD86, 1336 nucleotides. RefSeq lists its product as uncharacterized. Gene Ontology annotation, cellular component: cytosolic tRNA wobble base thiouridylase complex; mitochondrion. The record is from RefSeq and is a predicted model, not a curated record. The coding region runs from base 14 to 1336 and encodes 440 amino acids. Gene Ontology annotation, biological process: tRNA wobble position uridine thiolation. Gene Ontology annotation, molecular function: tRNA binding. The transcript has a single exon. NCBI's taxonomy places the organism in Eukaryota, Fungi, Ascomycota, Dothideomycetes, Mycosphaerellales, Mycosphaerellaceae.